UACAUGGUGGCUGUUCCCUUUGGUGAACAGCCACCAUGGAAAAAGAGAAGUUGUAUUUUUAGAUUAUGAUCCAUUUACACAUGAAUCAGUGACUGUGUAAGACAUCACAGAAAAUGAUUGCUUUACUAUUUGUUAUCACAUUGAACAUCGUUGUAUCAACCUGCAUUGAAUCAUCAAAACUGGUUGUCGGACAGGUUGGGGAUACAGUUACUCUUCCAUGUAAAUAUGACAUUGACACACAUGGCAUAUUAAACAGUUGUUGGGGAAGACACCAGUCAUGGUUCGGCUGUGAGAACACUGUCAUCUCCACCGAUGGCUUGCAUGUGAACUACAGAGAGUCGCAUAGAUUCAGCUUGGCCAGUGAACUCGACCGAGGUGAUGUUUCGCUGACUAUCAGGGUUGCUCAAAAAAGGGAUGCUGGGCUGUAUGUGUGCCGCAUUGAGAUCCCCGGACCUUUCAAUGACAUUAGUUACAAUGUUUAUUUAUUCAUCAGCAGUGGACUGGAACAGGAUCCAAAGAGCGUUAUCUCGGAUAGACAACUGGACCCUACAAUAUUAAAGCAGGAAGAACAAGUCUACUAUGCAUCAGACACAGCCACAAUCAUUACUGAGCUAUAUAUCACAUCAGAAAAGACUGCAGAUGUUACUGGUGUCUACAUUAGUGAGCCUGACGCAAUGGUCCAUACUGAGGAAACAAUGGAAACAUUUGUCAUAAAUACUGUCAGAAUUGGAGCCAUUGUCUUCGUCCCUGGAUUAAUCAUCACACUUCUGUUUAGACUGCGGCGUUCCAGACAACACACCACCAGCUGCAGAGGAAUUUAAACAUUGCCCAGUACACAGAUAGGUUGUGAUGUUGUCAGGAUUCAUGGAGCAUAAGUAUAAUGAUGUGUGAACUUUUACGGCUUGUUUUCAAUGCUAAUGUUAAUAAAAUGUAUCUGGAGAAUAUUAGAUAAUCUAACUCCUACAAGAAUAUGAAAUAGCUAAUUACAGUGAGGUUAUUUCCUCAUUGAAAUAUGUAGAAAGUGGAACAAUGUUUGUAUGUCUUGAAUGGAAAAUCUUUUUGAUGAAACAUGUACAAAAAUAGAACCGUUUUUCACAUGUCAUGCUGCUCUUUCUCAUAAAUAAAUAACUGAAUAAUUAUU
This is a messenger RNA of Myxocyprinus asiaticus (Chinese sucker), 1141 nucleotides long. RefSeq names its product hepatitis A virus cellular receptor 1 homolog. NCBI's taxonomy places the organism in Eukaryota, Metazoa, Chordata, Actinopteri, Cypriniformes, Catostomidae. The transcript is spliced from 7 exons. The record is from RefSeq and is a predicted model, not a curated record. The coding region runs from base 114 to 821 and encodes 235 amino acids.